This is a messenger RNA of Bacillus rossius redtenbacheri, 2661 nucleotides long. Its product is annotated as mitochondrial import inner membrane translocase subunit Tim16-like. The coding region runs from base 16 to 417 and encodes 133 amino acids. Gene Ontology annotation, cellular component: TIM23 mitochondrial import inner membrane translocase complex. The record is from RefSeq and is a predicted model, not a curated record. The transcript is spliced from 2 exons. Lineage: Eukaryota; Metazoa; Arthropoda; Insecta; Phasmatodea; Bacillidae. Gene Ontology annotation, biological process: protein import into mitochondrial matrix.
AGAUGUACUAAUAUUAUGUUGGUACUAACUGAACAAUUUUCAUUAUUUUCUUGUUUGCUGUACAGCAACAUCAUGGUAGUAGGGCGUGCAUUCACCCGAGCGCUACGACAGGAGUUUGCGGCUAGCGAGCAAGCUGCAAGGCGGGCUGGGGGCGGAGACCAGGGAACCAGUCGAGCUGCGGAGAAUGCGAGGACGGGAAUCACCGUCGAAGAGGCGAAGAAGAUUUUGAAUGUGGAAGAUCUGGAUCCCGAGAAUAUCAAGGAGAAAUACGAAUAUCUGUUCAAAAUCAAUGAUAAGAGCAAUGGCAGUUCGUUCUACCUGCAGUCGAAGGUGUUCCGCGCCAAGGAGAGACUGGACGAGGAGUUGAAGAGUGCAGAUCAAGGUGGCCGCAACAAGCCAUCUAGUGAAAAUACGUAGCGCAGUUUAUUUUGGCCUGUGUUGUAGACUAGGCUAACAGCUUUACAGUAAGGCUAAAUGCAGAGGUAACUGUGAUACAAUUCAAAUACGUUCGUAUAGUCACCUGGAGAAGCAAGAAUAACUUGAAGCAAGUAGUGCACAUCGUUUUUAUGAGCAAUUAUUUAUGUAUUCCUUCUUUUGUUCUCUAAAUAAUGCACAACUUUAGGUAUUACUGCAGAAAUAUUUGGAAUGUUCAUAUGUCAGGGAAGUAAAAUAGUGUUUAUAUUUAACUUGGUACUUGCAACUAUGAUCAUGAAGUUCUUGUAUUAGGGGCUAAAUUACUGUUCUUAGAUUGGCAGCUUUUCAUUUAGAGCAAAUCAUUUUUGCAAAUGUAUUUUUGUACACUGCAAACAUUUCUUUAUUCACCCCUUAAACUGGUCUAAAAUUCCUACUGAAUUUGAUGAUACUUUCUAGUGGGCUGGACCAUGAUGUCGGGAAAACUUAUGUCACAAAUGCCAUUAAAAAAAAAAGAAGAAAAAUGACUGGGAAAAUUAUAAAAUUUACUGUGACAAUGAUAUUGAAGCAAAAACAGUAAUUUUACAUGAAUAUUUACUCGUUUUCAACUUGCUAAAACACUCAUAAUGUUUGCAGACUGCAAGGAUGUUUUCAGCUAGUAAGUUUCAUACAAUAUCAAGUCAUCAGGAUAGGCACAGGGUGUUCUAAGUAGUAAAUUAAAACUGCAUCAUGUACUAUAGGAUCAACAUAUAAAAACAAAACAUUAUCAGAAAGUAAACAAAAGCGAUAAAUGCUGUAUGAACGACCAUAAAUUUCUGGUCCCAACAAAUUUGUUGCUUUUACUUAACAAUAAACAUACCUAAUGAUACGCAAACAACAAAUUCAAUUUGGUGAUUCUUUCCUCCAUUCCACUACAUGGGUCAGAAUACUUUUUAAAAUGCAAAUAAAAAUUAUCUGUCAUGAUACAUAUCAUUGCACAGCAAUUUUAAAUUAAUUCAAAUACAAGUAACCUAAAAAAAUUUUUUUUAUAGUAACAAUCACAUACCAUAUAAUAAAAAAAAUAACUGUUUCCAUAAUUAAUAAAAUUUUGCAGUCUGGUUUGUAGAAUGUAUAUGAAAUUUAUUUGUUGGUUUUUUUUAUGCAGAAGCUGCUAAUUUAGGUAAUUAACAAUUAGGGAACAUCUCAAGUUAAAUUAUCAGUAAAAAAAAAUAUUCAUUAGAAAUUCUUAUAAAGAUGAAAUUCAGGUGAAAUGUUUUCUUUGGCCUUUGAUUUUAUAAAGUUGUAAUUCUGUAAUUUUGUAUAAGUUUUAUAUUUGAUUAUGUAUUUUGUAGACAAAUUGGUCAUGUGACCCAACUUUUGUACAGAUGGUGAGGUGACAUUUAAUUAUUAAGGUUUUUUUUUUAAAUUUGUACCCUUCUCUUCUUGACUUUGAAGCUAUAUUAAUAUUGAGUAUGUUUACAAAAUACAUCUUUAAAUUAAUUAAUUUUCAUUAUUAAGAUUUGAACCAAUUUAUACAAUUUUUAAUUUUGUAUAUAUAAAUGCUUCAAAAAUUGAAUGUUAAAAGAUAUUUUUGGUUACAAAAUGGGGUCAUGUGAUUAUUUUGUCCACAAAAUCUCCCAAUUUGAACACAACUUGUAUAAUGUAGUAAUAACUACAAAUAUUUCAGGAUUAUUUUGUUUUUGUAUGUUGGCCAAACUUGGUACUUGUAAAAUAUUGUUAUGAAUGUUAUUGGAACAAGUGGUUCUAGUCAUGUACAAUAUUAUGCAUGUUGGUGAAGAACAAUAACACUCAAGAAAAAAAAAAAGGCUGGUUAACUCAUUCUUUAGAAUUGUUUGCAAAUUUUGAUGGGAGUUAUUUUGUUGUUCCAAGAGAGACAUGGCAAACUACUUGCAUCAUACCAAAUAUUGUAAUAGGGACAAUAUAGAUAACUCAUAAGAAACACACGAGACAAAUGAUGUAAGCAAACCUGGCAACAUGGAGUGAAAAUAGCUUGAAAGCAAUGCAGUAAAUUGUCUCGCACUUCGCCAAUGUUAAUUGCCCAGAGUUUCCCAUAUUGUCGUAUUACAAUAUUUAAUCGUACAUCUUUAAUUUGUUGAAUUAUUUUCAUUAUGCACCUACUUGUUGAUAGUUGUUUGAUGUAGCAUUUAAAUUAAGCUGCUGUGCAGUUGGUAGUAGUUACAGGGUAUACCUGUAGUUUUAAUGAUACUAACAUGCUAAAAAAUUAAAUUAAUAAAAAUGUUGUUGAAAAUA